AUGUCCUGCGCUGCGUUUCGUUUUCCUCUGCCCGGUUGCCAGCGGCUUAGUCGGCUGUUUGUGUCGCCUGCACCUGUCUGCGGGCAGUACGGCAGUGACGCUCCGGUUACGUUUCUCGAUUUGGAUGAGACGCUGCCCGAUAAACGAGACCUGCAGCCCCAGCAGCACAUCUUUAUGGAGGUCCCUGCAUGUGAUACUGACGAUGACUGCGGAGAGACAAGUCUUGAGUUAAUAGUACGGAAGGAGUGGCUUUUGCUGACUGUUUGGAUUGUAGGGCUGUCCGACGUGUUUCUGCAUGUGCAGCUCUCAGGCAAUGGCGUGCGCAGAGAAGAUAGCAACACUGACUUCAGGGUGGCAGCCGUACUAGCGUCGAUGUCCUGCGCUGCGUUUCGUUUUCCUCUGCCCGGUUGCCAGCGGCUUAGUCGGCUGUUUGUGCCGCCUGCACCUGUCUACGGGCAGUACGGCAGCGGCGCUCCGGUUACGUUUCUCACCUUUGAUGCGACGCUGCCGAAAUGA
Molecule: messenger RNA, 516 nt
Organism: Eimeria mitis
Lineage: Eukaryota; Apicomplexa; Conoidasida; Eucoccidiorida; Eimeriidae
Exons: 2
Coding region: 1-516 (171 amino acids)
Source: RefSeq, a predicted model, not a curated record